This is a messenger RNA of Wyeomyia smithii (pitcher-plant mosquito), 1770 nucleotides long. RefSeq lists its product as uncharacterized. The coding region runs from base 1 to 1770 and encodes 589 amino acids. The record is from RefSeq and is a predicted model, not a curated record. Gene Ontology annotation, biological process: DNA integration. The transcript is spliced from 2 exons. Gene Ontology annotation, molecular function: nucleic acid binding. Lineage: Eukaryota; Metazoa; Arthropoda; Insecta; Diptera; Culicidae.
AUGUUCCAUCAGAUACGCAUCAAACCUGAGGACCGUCACUCGCAGAGGUUCAUUUUCCGAUUCGACCCAAAAGAUACUCCUGACGUGUAUCUGAUGAAUGUGGCGAUAUUCGGUGCUUGCUGCUCUCCCUGUUCAGCUCAACAUGUCAUGCAUCGAAACGCCGACGAAUGGGCCAAUGAUUUUCCCGAAGCAGCAGCGGCUAUAAAAGCCAAAACCUUCAUGGACGACUAUUAUGACAGCGCUGAUUCUCCAGAAGAAGCUGCGGAACGAGCGAUGCAAGUUAGAGCACUGCACGCUAAAGCCGGAUUUAACAUGCAAAAGUGGGUAAGCAAUAGCCGUGAAGUAUUGAUAAAACUUGGCGAGGUUCCAAGCCAAGAUCAACCCCCUUUAGCAUUAGGACAGGACCAAGAAGUGGAACGUGUCCUAGGCGUUAUGUGGGAUUCGAAAGAAGACAUGCUUUUAUUUUCUGCUGAUUUCCGGAAUGAGUAUGGCGUACUUAGAAUGGAAGGACGAAACGCCAAUGCGAACUAUGCUACCUUUGAUGCACGAUUUCCGAUCAUACUGAAAAGAGAUCAUCCGAUCACAAUCAGACUCUUAGAACAUUACCACAAUCAACUCGGCCAUUUUAAUAAGGAAACGGUAGUUAAUGAAGUGAGACAAAGAUUUGAAAUUGCACACCUUCGAGUAGCAGUCGAUAAAGUGUUUAGAGAUUGCCAAUGGUGUAAAAUGCUUAAAUGUAAACCUAAACCACCCCGAAUGGCGCCACUGCCAAUUCAACGUCUAACACCACACCUCAAACCUUUUAGUUAUGUUGGCAUCAACUACAUGGGGCCGCUGGACGUUACAGUUGGAAGACGUAAAGAAAAAAGAUAUGUAGCUGUAUUCACGUGUUUAGUGAUUAGAGCUGUACACUUAGAAGUGGCGUAUAACUUAUCAACAGAAUCGUGUAUAUUGGCGAUAAGACGAUUUGUGCGCCGCAGAGGUUCUCCAGUGGAGAUAUUUACAGAUAACGGCACAAAUUUCGUUGGUGCUAGCCGAGAGUUGCAGAGGCAAAUCGAGCAGAUUAAUGUUAAAUGUGCUACAACAUUCACUAACGCUAAGACGAAAUGGUCCUUCAAUCCUCCCGCAGCCCCACACAUGGGGGGUGUAUGGGAGCGCAUGGUUAGGAGUGUCAAAGAAGCUAUGAAGGGUCUCGACGACGGAAGGCAAUUAACCGAUGAAAUUUUAGCUACCGUGCUUUGCGAAUCAGAAGGAUUGAUAAAUACGCGACCGCUUACAUACAUGGGCCAAGGUUCGGCUGAAGGUGAGGCACUCACGCCAAACCAUUUCCUGAUCGGCAGCUCGUCGGGAACCAGCGACCCUCAAAAUGCACCUGUUAGCUUGGCUGAAGCGUUGAGAGACAGCUAUAAAAGGGCCCAGUAUCUCACUAAUUUAGCUUGGGAACGAUGGCUUAAAGAAUAUUUUCCUUCAGUUAAUAGGCGCACGAGAUGGUUUGAUGAAGUACGGUCCGUGAAGGUUGGUGAUUUGGUUUAUGUAGCGGAAGGUAAACGUAGAUCCUGGAUACGUGGAAAAGUUGCAGCGGUAGUAGUUGGAACUGACGGAAGGGUGAGACAAGCAGUAGUGGAGACAGCCACUGGUAAAAUAAAGCGCCCAGUAGUGAAUCUUGCACUGAUGGAUGUUGAUGAUUCCGGAAGAUCUUCACCGGAGUCACGGGGUGGGGGAUGUUCUGGCAGCACGGUGGAAUCUGCGCUGUCAUACGAACUCAAUUGA